Messenger RNA from Pollicipes pollicipes, 742 nucleotides. RefSeq lists its product as uncharacterized. The transcript is spliced from 5 exons. The coding region runs from base 64 to 579 and encodes 171 amino acids. The record is from RefSeq and is a predicted model, not a curated record. NCBI's taxonomy places the organism in Eukaryota, Metazoa, Arthropoda, Thecostraca, Pollicipedomorpha, Pollicipedidae.
GGCUAGAUCCGUCGAGGGAAGAAGGGGCCUUUGCGUUGGCCCACCAAAAAAAAUCACAACUGUAUGUGUGUGGUUUCCCCGUGCUUGCCCGCUCUAAAGUCGCCACCGGACUUACGAUGGCACGGCCUUUGUGCGGGAUCGGUAAGGCGGCCCCGCUUUCCUCUCUUGGCGAAUAACAUGGAGAAGGGCGUUGACUGCUUUUCUCAGGAACCUUUCACCUACUUCACAGAAGAUGCUCUCAUGCUGGGUACAAAUACAGAUGGAGAUCUCACAAAAUAUGAGGAAUGCUUAAAGCACAUGCAAAAGAAGUCCAUCCCACAAUUCUUGAAAAACAAUGGUCUGCAACACCUCGUGACGAAUCCCGAACUGGCGGCAUCGGUGUGCCGCUACCUGCUGUACGUGGUCUCCUGCCACAGCGACCUUGUGGUCGUCAAUGCGGCGGCCAACACUCUCCUGUACCACGUCGAGAGUGGCGUCUGCUUCGCCCCCGACCGGUCACAGAUAUUGGCAAUUGCCAUGAACAUGGGUGGUCCGGUGUAUAUCCGAGCUGCUGCGGUGGAAUGGCCCCUACUGGACUGACGCCGCCCGCGACAUGCUCUUCGACCUGCUGGUCGCCAUGCUGAUCGACUCGCGCAUGCGCGAGACCAUGAUGGACCAUCAUGCCACGCUGUGUCUGGGCCACCUGUUUAACACCUACAGCGAGGCUGCGUGGUCCGAAAAGAAGGUUAGUCGGUCUGUCCUU